CCGCCGACGGUUAGCUGUAUCACGUGACAUGGGUCGGAAGAUGGCGUCUCCCACAGACGGGACUGACCUGGAAGCAUCUUUACUGAGUUUUGAAAAACUUGAUCGAGCCUCACCAGACCUCUGGCCAGAACAAUUACCAGGUGUUGCUGAAUUUGCAGCCUCCUUCAAAAGUCCCAUCACUAGCUCUCCACCCAAAUGGAUGGCUGAAUUAGAACAUGAUGAUAUUGAUAUGCUGAAAGAGCUGGGCAGCCUCACCACAGCUAACCUGAUGGAGAAAGUACGAGGCCUACAAAAUCUAGCCUAUCAACUGGGGUUGGAUGAGUCUAGAGAGAUGACUCGGGGAAAAUUUCUCAACAUUCUGGAGAAACCCAAGAAAUAAGCCACAGCUUGUGAAUAAGAUAUUCAGUGGACAACGAAUGUUCUUCCUUUCUUCCAGUAUAGACCUGACAGCUUACCCCCACUGCUUCCUCAGGCCUGGGGUACGCCAUCAAGAAUGCACUUCGCUACUGCUUCUGUGGCUCCGCUUCUUGUUGAGGACACUGGUUGGGAGAAAAGGAUCUGCUCUCCAUAAGGAUCAUCACUUACUGUUGUUCCAUAAGCAUUGAGACUUUGGCAUUCUAAGACUAGAUCACCAGAAAUUCUUGCUUUAUUCUAAAGAGUGAAGUCUCACUUCUGUAUUUACAGAAAUGAUUUAGAAUCUAUGUGGGAUCUUGCUCUGCCUCCUUAUGAUCCCUUCAUUGGUCUGAUUUAGUGGUAUAUCUGGUCUAAAUCAUACUAUUUGAAUUUGUUACAUAUUAGGUGGGCUCUUUAGUCAUAUUGAUCUCUUAGGCUGUCUAUGAUGAGAAAAGAUGACUGAUUGGGGAUUUGGAAUGGGCCCAUCUAGGAUAUUAUAUCUAUCCUGAAGUAGCCUACUUUGUUGUAGGUCCUAAGGAUCCAUAUCCUGAGAAAUAGGAACUUCCUAACACAUCAUCUGAUUGUAAAAAUUCCUUACCUCUCAUUAUAGUUUCAUUUGCUAUCAUGGCAUUUACUGUUCCUUCCAGCUCUGUUUUCUGGUAAGGGGUAGAGGGAUAGGAGGGAGUGAUGGAUUGGUCCUUCUAGAGUUAGUUUGUAAUGUGAAAGCUCCACGAUGGGAGCCUAUAUCAUAAGCUAUCAUAUCAUAUAGAUUUCACAGCUCCGUGAUAGUCUCCCAAUAUCAAACUACCGUAAGAGGCAAAGAGAAAGAUUCCUCCUAGUUUAUGUUUAGCCAUGGCAGGCAGUUCUGGCCCAGCCUCAUUCAAUGAGUAGCCCAAAGGUGGGAGAAAGUGGUGCUAUGAAAAGAGAACAGUUUGGGAGAGUCAGAAGCAGAGAAUAGCUUAAAGAAGUGUCCCUGAAUUGAGGGGCAGUAGCAUUAUCCUUGUAUCCAUGUUACUUCAUCUGCAUGAAGACUUUUUGGCUGUCUGACGGAGGAAAGAUUUCCUGGUGCAGAUGCAACUAUUCCAAAGCUCUGUAACUGCAUGUGUUAGAGAGGACAGGUUAAAACCCCAUAUAAUGGAUUCAGUAUCAAAUUCCCCCCCCCCCCAAGUCUGCAUUUUGCCAGUUGCCAUGUUAGAAUUAGUAAUCCUGAACUCCAGUGGGGUAUCACGAGCCAGAACAUGUGUUUGGUGGUAGCAAGCUGUCUUUCUUGGAGCUCAGAAGGACUCGCCAGCAUUCUUUGGUCUUCAUUGUCGGUAGUGGUGAGCAAAAUGUUCUUAGCUCCGUGUUAAAAACUUUUUGAUUAACCCUUUUUUGAUGCUGGUGCCCUAUUUCCUGUAGUAGAAUUACUAUUGGGUCUUCUCCCCAAUAAGAUCAAAUUACUUAAAAUAAUUCCACCUAGUGAGAAGAGAAAGAAAAUUAAAGAAAAAUGAGGGAUGAGGAGAAUGCUCUGUUUGGUUGCCAGAUUUGGCUUAGAAACUAAAACUUUUGAAGUUUCAUUUUUAAGUUAAAUAUAUUACUGACAUUCCUUUAUCUCACUAAAUGCGGUUGAACUCUGUACAUAUUAUGUAUAUGCAACCUAGCUCGCGUGUGUGUGCAUGUGUGUGUGUGUGUGUGGCCCCCAAAUAAUUGUCCUAAUAUUACAUUCUUUUUUUUGCUGUGUAUUUUGGAAAAUUGAUAACCUAGGCACAUUCAGUGCUUAAAAAAUUUGAGUGAUAUUGGAACAUAUGCCUGGAACUCAUGUCUAUAAUCUGAAACGCUGAAACUAUGUCAUUGGUUUCUUGGGCCACUUUUGUUCUUUUUGUCUUAGUUUCUUGUUCACAGCACUUAAUUGUCCUCAGCAGUGCAGCAGAGUAGAUGCUUUAAAAUUGCAAUAUUUAUUGGUUUUGUCAUCCUUAGACGUGUUAAUGAUGUAUUUUUAUAUUGAUAAUAUAAGUCUAUGUACAGUGUAUGUAUGUAUGUACUUUAUAUGUGGGCAGAUUAUAAUUUGUAUAUGGUGGUUGCUGUCAUAACAAAUGUAUCUCACUUUAUAGCAGGGCAUGGAGUUUUUCCAAAAGGUUUCAAGUUACAUAUUUAAACCCUAGACAUCAUUGGAAAGCUCUGCAUUUAAUAUUAAAGAACCCAGUUAUUGUAUUGGGGUAUAUUAAGUAUCUAGAAAUGGCUGUAACCUCCUUGGAGAAUUCAGCUGUUCUUUAAAUACAAGGUACUACUAUAAUAUAGUGGAAUUUUAAAUAGACUCUAUUUUAAAAUAAAUAAUCCAGGGAUGGGUAUCCUCAUUAGUUAGCAUACUGCUAAACAAUGGUCAAUGGCAAAUCGAAAUUGAACCCUGCUUGUUCAGUCUGGAUUAGUGUAGACUUGCACAGGGGGCCCCUGUAGUAUUUUUGUGGACCCUUCUCAACAUUAGUACCUAGGUCUUGCCCUAGGCGAAAUUGUAAAGUGGAUGAUUUGUCUUUGGCAUGCAUAAACCCUUCCCUUUUCGGCACCUUUUGUUUCCCCCAAGUGCUAUCCUACUGUUCCCUGGCCACCCAAAGAGCCCUGUCUGAUUACUGUGUCCCCCGUAGGCCUGCCCUCUUCAAGCGUCCACAUUAUAGUUGUCAUUUGUGGACUUGUCAUUGCCCUUAUGAGACUGUAAAACUCCUUGAGGUCAGGGAUUAUAUUGUCUUUCAUCUUUGUACCCAAAUGCCUAGCACAGUGCACCAAAUGUAAGAAGUGUUUAAUAAAUGUUUAUUGAACUGAAUG
Messenger RNA from Trichosurus vulpecula (common brushtail), 3189 nucleotides. It is a transcript of the gene LIN52, whose product is annotated as lin-52 DREAM MuvB core complex component. Lineage: Eukaryota; Metazoa; Chordata; Mammalia; Diprotodontia; Phalangeridae. Gene Ontology annotation, cellular component: DRM complex. Gene Ontology annotation, biological process: regulation of DNA-templated transcription. The record is from RefSeq and is a predicted model, not a curated record. Bases 29 to 379 code for a protein of 116 amino acids. The transcript is spliced from 6 exons.